AUUCUGUAGCCAUCAUCAAACGUUCGAGAGUUUUCAUUUUAUCUUUCUUUUGCUCUUCCAUCAAAAAUCAGCCAGAGCAGGACAUAAAAUCCCCCACUCAACUCUGCCUAAUGCUGGUGUUUCGAAAAUCUAAGCUGAGAGCUCAAGCCCUCUUAUUUCUAGGUUUUUUUGGAAUCUAGUGUUGUAAGGCAGACUGCUGAAGAAAAGAGGUACUGCGGCUGCUUCUUGUCAAGAGAAAGGAAAGGCAGACGGUUUAUUUGGCCGACCCUUCUUAGUUCUCACUCAGCCAGCCAGUGAUUAGUGAAACAAAAACGAUGCGUUUUAAAAUCUUCGCGGAAACCAAGACGGCACUGUGACACUUGAAAAUGAAGAAUUGAAAUAUAUGACAAGACGAAACGGUGAAACCGAUCGGUGCGUUUUAUUACACGGGAUGCUAAAACGGUGACAAUAAAGCGUUUUUGAAAGCCCCAAAACUGCGCGUUUUCUGCACGCGAUCGCCAUGGCGCUGAAAGAAUGCGCGUUUGGACAUCAGAUGAUCCGCGUGGCCAAAAAAAGUACCAAUACGACGUCGUUUAGCCUAUUAAUGGGCGGUUGUCUUCUCCGCAUUAUAAAUUUGUUGUUCUUCUUUUCUCCCGCCAAAUAAACAGACCUAUUUUCGAAAACGUUGCUGAGGAGGAUCUUCUAAGAGAGAGAUCGGAAUGUACGGAGAGACCAUGAGCGCCAAGUGCCGAUUCACCGACACCGACAUUACUAAGGUCUUGGCCACUUACUUCCCCGAAAUCCAAUUGUCGGCCAACGACCCUCGCCUCCACGUCACUUCUCAACUCAUUCACUUCUUUUCUUCCCCAUCCGCCCAACAAUUCGUUUCGCAGGUCAAGAGUGAUGAUGACAUCUUCUCUUUGUCGCUUGACUUCAAACAAUUUCAUAAGAUAUGCGACCUUGAGGACUUUUAUGCAACUUUAGAUACAAAACCUAAAGAAGCUUUAUUAUGUAUGAGUGCUGCAGUUCACAAGCAGGUUUUAUUGACCAACUGGGAUGACAAUAGGUUGGAGGAUGGUGUGAAGAUAAAUAUCCGUCUGCACAACCACCCUGAAACUAUGAUUGCUUUGAAGAACCUAAAAUCAGCAUAUAUUGAUAAACUUGUAUCUGUACGUGGUACAGUAGUAAAAGCUAGCACGGUCAAGCCUCUAGUUGUACAGAUGACUUUUGCCUGUGUUAAGUGUCAAACCAAUAUUUUACGUAUUUUUCAUGAUGGAAAAUUUUCACCACCAUCCGUUUGCACCUUACAUGGGUGCAAGAGCAGAACUUUUACUCCAAUAAGAUCCACUGCUCAACCCAUAGAUUUUCAGAAAAUAAGACUACAGGAGAUACUAAAGUCUGAAAAUCAUGAAGAAGGCCGGGUGCCUCGAACAGUAGAGUGUGAAUUGACUGAAGAUCUUGUUGAUGCAUGCAUUCCUGGAGAUGUGGUCACUGUUACUGGAAUUAUAAGGCAAAUCAAUAAUUACAUGGAUAUCGGUGGAGGAAAAUCAAAAAACAAGAACCAAGGAUUGUUCUAUUUGUACCUAGAAGCAGUUUCAAUCAAAAAUUCCAAGUCGCAGUAUAUAUCUGAGGAUUUGCAAGAUUCUAAUGCUGAUUCUAGAGCUACAGAGCUGUUAGAUUUAUUCUCAUUUUCUCCAAGAGAUUUGGAAUUCAUUGUUAAGUUCUCAGAGGAACAUGGUUCAGACAGAUUUCGACAAAUACUACAAUCAAUUUGCCCUUCCAUUUAUGGACAUGAGCUUGUCAAAGCGGGAAUAACAUUAGCACUGUUUGGAGGUGUCCAAAAGUAUUCAACGGAUAAGAACAAGGUCCCUGUCAGAGGAGACAUCCAUAUCAUAGUUGUUGGUGAUCCUGGACUCGGUAAAAGCCAACUACUGCAAGCAGCAGCUGCCAUUUCUCCACGUGGCAUUUAUGUGUGUGGCAAUGCUACAACCAAUGCUGGGCUUACUGUAGCUGUUGUGAAGGAUCCUAUGACAAGUGACUAUGCUUUUGAGGCUGGUGCCAUGGUGCUUGCUGAUCGUGGAUUAUGCUGUAUUGAUGAGUUUGACAAAAUGUCAGCAGAACAUCAGGCUCUUCUAGAAGCCAUGGAGCAACAGUGUGUCUCUGUUGCAAAGGCUGGACUUGUGGCAAGUUUAUCAGCACGAACUUCUGUCUUAGCAGCGGCAAAUCCUGUUGGUGGUCAUUAUAACCGUGCAAAAACUGUGAAUGAAAAUUUGAAAAUGAGUGCUGCUCUUCUUUCACGGUUUGAUUUGGUUUUCAUAUUACUUGAUAAACCUGAUGAGCUACUGGAUAAGCGAGUCUCCGAGCAUAUUAUGUCACUUCAUGCUGGAUGUGGAGAAAAUUCACCAGCUGCAAAAAGGCCAUGUAGAGAUAUUGCUGCUCACACUGUUGGAGACGUAGAUAUGAAUGCAAAAAGUGGUUCUUUAGUUUCUAGGUUGAGACUUGACCCAAAAAAGGACAUGGAUUUUGUUCCAUUGCCUGCUCCACUUCUUCGCAAAUAUAUUGCUUAUGCACGAACUUUUGUCUUUCCGAGAAUGUCGAAACCAGCAGCAGAAAUACUACAGAAGUUUUACUUACGACUAAGAGACCAUAGUACAUCAGCAGAUGGUACGCCAAUAACUGCAAGGCAACUGGAAAGUUUAGUGAGGCUGGCUGAAGCUCGAGCCAGGCUGGACUUGAGAGAAGAAAUAACAGCCCAGGAUGCUUUGGAUGUUGUUGAGAUAAUGAAGGAAUCACUGUAUGACAAGUACGUUGAUGAGCAUGGUUUUGUGGAUUUUGGUCGGAGUGGGGGAAUGAGUCAGCAGAAAGAAGCAAAACGAUUUUUAGGUGCCUUGCAUAAACAAACAGAGUUGAAGAAAAAAGAUUGCUUUUCAAUUUCCGAAAUAUACAAUUUAGCAGAUAGAAUUGGAUUAAGAGUUCCGGAUAUUGACAUGUUUGUGGAUAAUUUAAACACUGUUGGUUAUCUACUCAAGAAGGGCCCUAAGACGUAUCAGGUAAUAUCUGCGUCUCAUUCAUGAAGUCUAUCAUCUGGGUCAAGGGACUAAAAUUGUGCAGCAUUAAAGAGGUCAAGUUUUCUCCUUUCCAACAUUUCUUCUCCUCAGGUAUAUCAUACUAUGCAUUAUGAAUGGCUUCGCUGAAUGUCCCAUGUUGUGAACUUCUGCAUGUUCAAAUUGCUCUGAAAUUUCCAGCCACUACCGACUGUAAAAUAUUGGGUAUAUCAACUAUACGUUUACAGAUUGGAUAUAGUAUAAAUAAUGGUAGUCAGAGACAAGUAAUGUUAUAUAUGCUAGAUUUAUAAUUCUAAACAAAAUCCCAGAGUGAAUCUCCUGCUUUUCAUUUUCAGAGAUCUGUAGAUUAGUCAAAAAGUUCUGAUUGUAAUCUGCAGAGAUCUAUAGAUAAGUUGAUAAGUUCUAUAACAGUGAAACCCACUUAUACAUUAAA
Vitis riparia (riverbank grape) is the source of this 3477-nucleotide messenger RNA. RefSeq names its product probable DNA helicase MCM8. The transcript has 17 exons. Gene Ontology annotation, cellular component: MCM complex; nucleus. The coding region runs from base 699 to 3053 and encodes 784 amino acids. The record is from RefSeq and is a predicted model, not a curated record. Gene Ontology annotation, molecular function: single-stranded DNA binding; ATP binding; ATP hydrolysis activity. Lineage: Eukaryota; Viridiplantae; Streptophyta; Magnoliopsida; Vitales; Vitaceae.